Molecule: messenger RNA, 2133 nt
Organism: Lindgomyces ingoldianus
Lineage: Eukaryota; Fungi; Ascomycota; Dothideomycetes; Pleosporales; Lindgomycetaceae
Exons: 20
Coding region: 1-2133 (710 amino acids)
Source: RefSeq, a predicted model, not a curated record
AUGAAUAACCCUCUUGUUCGUAUGGAAUUCAGGACCGCCACCACCACCUUUGUCGUUUCCGGCGAUGCCUCUCAGAAUACACCGAGCUACCUGUCAGAGCUCCCAUGCCAUUCCGUUACCUGCCAAGCUUGCGGAUCUGGGGUUCUAUUCUCGCAGCAUGCACUCCAACGAGAAAUAAGUCUUAGACUUCUGUCCUCUCACGGCCAGAUUCCGCCCUCCAUAACAUUGAGGGAGGGCCGUCCCGUUAUCUUCGAUCCUCGAUCACCAGUAAGCAGCCCACAAAACAGUCUCAACAAGGACAAAGAUAAGAUGGGGCCAGAAAGGAGUGUUGAACAAAGAAGUCUACAUAGCUUCUAUCUUGCAGCGUCCGGCUCCUCGUCUUCGGCGUCUACGAUUCGCCUACCGGGUGUCACACCGUCGCCAAUUCGUGAUUAUUGGAACGGGCCCUUGAUAACCUUUUCCUGGAUCAUGCUUCUCGAGGCUUGUUCGGAUCGCGGGGCUGCAUCGGAGCCGGGGAUUUCUUACGUCUUUCUUACGGAGAAAGUGGCAUCAAUUCCACUACAAAACUUGUCCUUCAAUGACUUCGGGUACCUGAACGACUCAAAAAAUUUGCGCCAACACCAGGUACACCCUGGAAGUAACUGUUGCUUCAAUGCGUUGGUGCGGCGUCUUGCUCAAAGGAUCACGGAGUGGCAUUGGAAGACCUCUAUCGAGGACGCGCUGCUAAAUAACCGGACGCGAGCCAGUCAGAAACAAACCUUGCCUCGGCGGGUUCCGGCAAGAUACCUCGAGAGUAGCGGUCAACUGAAUGAAGGAAAGUUGCUUUCAUGCAACCAAUGUCACGUCCUAAGCCUCAUCACACUUAUCGCCGUGUCUGAGCUCCUCUCCACGUGGAUAGAGCGGCGCCAACCGGGGACCCAUCACGAAGAUGUGGAGAGGCGAUCAAUUUCUAACGUUAGCUCCCGGCGUGCUUCGGCUCCACGAGAGUUCUUCAAGAUGAGGAGUCAUGGACUGCACUACCGCAGGAUAUCUCAAGACAACGGCUCUCUCGUUCAUUUUCAUUGCCCCGGCGAGACAGCAACUCAACCUCCGAGGCUAAGGAUCUUCAAAAUCUCGGCCUCAACUGCGUUCUCCUCAUCGCCAAUUCUAGGCUCGUCUUGGGAUCUUAGAGAACUCAUGAGGUCCUUAACAAGUUGGUCUCGAAAUUUUCUGCAGCACCUUGCUAAAGGCAUUGCAGAUGGCGUUGGAAAAGGUCAUGGGAGAGGAAGAUCACUGGAGAAAGGAGGGGAACACAGCUCAAAAUUGAGGUGGAAGUGGGCCAAUGAUGCGCGACUUCUGGAAACAACCAUCAGACCAUUUAGAGGCCUAAGCUCCAACGUGUCGAGCUGCAGUCUCGCCUCCAGCUUUCAAGCUCCAUCACCGUCAUCAGACAAGAAGAAAUUGCGCAAUUCAAUGCCAACUGUGACCAACAAUAGGCCCAGCAACACCAUCCUGCGUUUCAAGCCAUUUAUCCAGGCAGUGAGCAUGCAGAUUUUUAACUCGUCACAUUCUCAGCAUGGCUCGACUCGGCGACCCCGCCAUGACUCUGUCCCUGACCGGCGGGGUAUCGAUAGUGCGGGUGGCUUCACGAGAGGCGUUCACUGCGCAAUCGCAUGGCAUUUUUCUCAACCAAGUGGUCACCUGCAUGAAGCCCUAGCAGCAUUAUCAAAUUAUCACCGCCUUAGCCCGCGGCGUUAUGAGACGUACCUGAAAUAUGAGGCGGUCAUGGGCGAGCAGGUUGAUCUAGACGAGUCGACGUAUUGGGACGGUGGCCUAAGGUUAAAUAGCAAUUCCCAAACGGAAGAGAACAUCCUUAGUCUCAUGGGAUCUCGAAAGUGGCUUCAAUCAACAAAGAAAGCUACCACCGGUAACCCCAGAUGUCUCGGGGACAAAGAAGGCCUCCUGAGGCUUUCCCUGUCUCUCCAGGAACUGUAUAGCGCUUUGAUAGCGUCCAGGGACCACGUAGAGGAUUCCAAGAGGGCCGCAAGUUUGGUACGCUCCACUGACGAGUCUAUUCCGCUGCUACGCGGAGAAGUCGCCAUCAUCAUGAUGAAUCAGCAUAUUUUCAAUUUGAUCAAGUCGAAGUUUCGAUAA